AUGCGAGUCAACCGCAGAAAUCCUCCUCAUCCUGCUACCGAUACGAUGCGAGCCAAGAGGGAUAACGAAAAAGCAGCGGCUAACACAGAGGGCUUCACCGAUGGCGCAUCAAACGAAUUCGAGUUUGGUGGUUCAAUUGGUACCGCUUUGUUGAUGACGGGUUUCCCUUUACUCAUGUGGUAUAUGUGGAUAGGCGCAACAUACUAUGAUGGCUCCCUGCCGAUGCCCGAGGCUAAUCAGUCCUGGGUAGAAUUCAGCCGUCACCUUGUUCGGUUGGUCUACGAGGGAGCCUAUCCGACCUUCAAAGCCUGGGCUAUCUACUGGACAUUCUUUAUUAUGGAAGCACUCAUGUACUGCUACAUGCCCGGUGUCUCCAACUAUGGCCGGCCAUUGAAACAUGAGGGUGGCAAGAAGCUUCUCUAUUAUUGUUCUGCAUACUCUAGCUUCUAUGCAACGCUUGCUCUUGCUGCAGUGUUACAUUUUACCAAUUUGUUUCCCCUAGACACACUGGUUGAUGAGUUUGGGCCUAUUAUGACAGUCGCUAUCCUAUCUGGCAUUCUAAAUAGCUUCAUUGUUUAUGGUCAAGCUGUUGUGCGCGGACGGACACAUAGACUUACAGGGUACCCUAUUUACGACUUUUUUAUGGGCGCUGAGCUAAAUCCUCGUAUUGGUAUCUUGGAUUUUAAAAUGUUCUAUGAAGUAAGAAUCCCAUGGUUUAUCCUAUUUCUUAUUACCUGUGCCGUGGCUGCUCGCCAGUUCAAAACAUAUGGAUAUGUCUCGGCGGAAGUACUCUUCUUAGUUGCUGCACACUUUUUAUAUACCAAUGCCUGCGCCAAAGCAGAGGAGAUGAUCAUUACAAGCUGGGAUAUGAAUUUUGAAAAAUUGGGGUAUCUGCUUACCUUCUGGAAUAUGGCCGGCGUGCCCUUUUCUUAUUGCCACUGUGCCCUAUACUUCGCUAACCAUGACCCGUCUGAAUACCGCUGGAACCCUUUCGCCCUAACAGCACUUUCUGUUGCUUAUCUUUUUAUGUAUUGGAUGUGGGAUAGUGCCAACGGCCAGAAGAAUUCAUUCCGGCAUAAGGAAAAAGGUCAACUCAUUAAACGAAACACCUUUCCCCAAGUGCCAUGGCAGACUCUUGAGAAUCCUAAGACUAUUUCAACGGAUACUGGAGAUCAAAUACUCGUCGACGGCUGGUUUGCAAUUAUCCGAAAACCAAAUUAUGUCCCUGACAUGUUCUUCUCCAUGUCCUGGGGUUUAAUCACUGGCUUCAGGAGCCCCUUUCCUUGGUUUUACUUUGUGUUCUUCAUGGUUAUGAUUCUUCAUCGCACAAGAAGGGAUAUAAUUAGAUGCCGGAGAAAGUAUGGUGAGGCAUGGAAACGCUAUGAGAGAGAAGUUCCAUAUAUAUUCAUCCCAUAUGUGAUCUAA
Messenger RNA from Nannizzia gypsea CBS 118893, 1425 nucleotides. RefSeq lists its product as hypothetical. The coding region runs from base 1 to 1425 and encodes 474 amino acids. The record is from RefSeq and is a predicted model, not a curated record. NCBI's taxonomy places the organism in Eukaryota, Fungi, Ascomycota, Eurotiomycetes, Onygenales, Arthrodermataceae. Gene Ontology annotation, cellular component: endoplasmic reticulum membrane. Gene Ontology annotation, biological process: ergosterol biosynthetic process. The transcript has 4 exons. Gene Ontology annotation, molecular function: Delta24(24-1) sterol reductase activity.